Molecule: messenger RNA, 1836 nt
Organism: Gamsiella multidivaricata
Lineage: Eukaryota; Fungi; Mortierellomycota; Mortierellomycetes; Mortierellales; Mortierellaceae
Exons: 1
Coding region: 195-1745 (516 amino acids)
Source: RefSeq, a predicted model, not a curated record
GAGCGGGGCAUUCUGCAGAGAAUCCCAUCAGAUUCACACCCUUGAAUGGUGAAUGCCAACUUUUUCCUGAUGCUAACCACGAUCUGUUCUAGCGUCUGAUCCCCCACUAGGGACGACCUGCACGACGCCGUAGAAGGAUAUUCCUCGGCAUUAAACCCGUUCAGCGGUGACGUUUGGAAACUAAUCUUAUCGACAUGAACACAAAUCCUUUUCAGAGCGCAUUCGGGAGCCAAGGCAGCAGUGGAAGCGCAUUCACCGCUACUACCAACCAUGUCAACACUAAUAGCAGUAAUCCAAGCGGAGUCAGCGGCAACAGCGCAUUCAGAAUCACAUCUGCGUUCGGUAGCAAUCAAAACGGUGGCGGAUUCAGUGACGGUGGUAGAUAUAGCGCGAACGAAAAUAGGCAGAACAACAGCAGUUAUAACCAGGCCGCUACGUUUGAUAGAUCCGGAAACUUGAUGGCUAAUACACACUCGACACGGGGAAGUGGAGGCGGUCGUGGCAGUAACAGCUAUCGCGGCAGUGGAUUUGGUGGUAACAGUGGUCGUGGUGCCUCCACAAGUCAUCGAGGGAGCGCCAACAAGACGUAUGUGGCUCCUGGGUUGUCGACAGGUCAUCAGCAGCUCCAACAGCAUGGGCUCUCUGCAGGAUCAGGGAAUACAAAUGCUACAGGAUCUUCAUUCACAUCACCAUCCGCAGGAGCUAAAACAGGACGUGGACGUGGAGGAUAUCAAUCACGGGGUGGCCGAGGGGGAGCUCGAGGCCGUGGGGUUACUGGAGGUAUGCCCGGACAAUAUCGGUCGCUACAGUGGCGUGCUGAUCAGAAUACUUCCCAAGAAGCAGAUUCUACCAUGUCGGUAGACUCGAGCAUGGGUGUCACCACGGCAGGAGGAUUUAAAUCCGGACCCAAUGCUAGUAGCCAAGUGCGCGGACAACAACAGCAGCAUUCUUCGUCGAUGUCCGCAUUUGGCGCUCAAAGACAGAACGAGAACUCGGAUUUUAACCAGACUGGGCCGGCCUUUCCUGGUGGCCAAUCAUCACAGGGUCAAUGGUUCUCACAGGUCGGAACAACAGGAUACCAGCCAAACGGAUCUUUUCAAAAUACAUUUGUAGGGGGAACCUCGACAGUACCGCAUAGGUCCGCCUUUAUUGCUGCUCCAAGUGACACUUCCAAUCAGAGAUCGUCAUCAGCAUUCGGACUCGGAGGACCUGGUGGCAAUUCGAAUAGCGGCAACCAAGACUCUGUAUUUGCAAUUCCAGCUUCUCAAGGACCGGUUUUCGCUGCACAGCAAAAGUCGCUGCCUUCCAAUUCGUUUACAAAGGGUCCAGCAUCAUCGAAGCAGGAGCCGGGAAGCACCGAGGAUGCGGACGAAAGCCGACUAGCUCGAUUUACUGCCGUGCCGAUCGGAAAUCGGUUUGAGGAGGUUCGUAAAUACGCUUUAUCUUUUAUUUUUUUUAUUUUUAUUUUUUGCCUACUGUUGUCUGACUUUUGUUUCCUGAUGUUGUCUGGUUACCUUGGAGAUUACUCGAUGAUCGUUUUGAGUUUUUUUUUCUUCUCCUUUAUUGAUUCCUUUUUAAAAUGUCCCAUUUUGGCAUGGCUGAACCGGAUGCGAUGUUAUCGACCGAUACCGUUUCACUCAUGGUCGAUUGUCGAUUGGGACGCUUCUCAUGUUCGGGAUGAUAUUCAACGCCCACCUUUUCAUUUCGUUUGUUUCUGGACUCGCCACUCGGAGCAUAUAACUUAACGGGUGCGGAUCGCUGACAACAACAAUCGUUCUUUCUCUACUUGCACUGGCGCUGAAUUCAUCGUCGACUCGCUGAACGCCCUCAACCACC